AGUCAGCAGAGCAAUGCUCAGAGCAGGGCAGAGGUUUCAGAAGAGUGCAGGAGCACAAAAACAUCACUCUCUUCUGGAUAAAUAAAUUACUUGACAGAUGGACUUGAAUAGGUGUUGAUAAAGGAUUAUGUAUUGCAGCUCUUUAAGAUCAUGACUUUGGGUUGGAAUAAUGGGAAAUGUUGUUCGGGGAGCUGUGGCCUUCAUUCCUUCAGACCGCUGUCAGCGAUUCUUGGUGGGGGACUUGAAAGAGAUGCCCCUUGAUCGUACCUUGGACCUAAGUAGUCGUCAGCUGCGUCAUUUUCCGCUUGCAGCUUGCACCUUCAGUGAACUUGUUAAACUCUACCUGAGUGAUAAUCGCUUGAGCACUCUGCCACCUGAGCUUCACAGGCUGCAAAAGCUCCAACUUCUGGCACUAGACUUCAACUGCUUUGAAGAACUGCCUUCAGUUGUUUGCAGCCUGCGGCAGCUUAACAUCCUAUACCUUGGGAAUAAUCGAAUUUACAAACUGCCAAAGGAGUUGGCUGAGCUCACUGAACUAAAGUCAUUGUGGCUGGAGACCAAUUGCUUUACAAAGUUCCCAUGUGUAGUAUGUAGGCUUCCUAACCUCAAGACCCUUCACCUGGGCUACAAUCAGUUUCGCAGUUUGCCUGCUGAUCUGGCAAGAUUAAAUGAUUUGCGAAGUGUCUGGCUAGCUGGAAACUUGCUGAAUGAAUUUCCACUAGUGCUUCUAGAAAUGCAUUGUUUAGAAGUUAUUGAUGUAGAUAGGAACCACAUACGGUAUUUUCCAGCACUGAGCCACUUGAAGGGACUUAAGCUGGUUAUCUAUGAUCAUAACCCUUGUAUUAAUGCACCUAUGGUAGGAGAGGGUGUGAGACGUGUGGGGCGCUGGGCAGACUGCUCUGAUGAUGAAGAUAAUGAAGCUGAAGGUAAGGCAGCUGAAGUAUCAAUAGAAGUGAGAGAGCAACUCCCAGACAAUGAAUAACAUGAACAAUACAAGCAAUAUAGUAUAUGCUAUGACUUAUUGUAUAUACUAUGACAAGCAAUACAGCAUGUUAUAAUAUGAUAUGCUUGUAAAAAGACAGGUAUGAAAGGGUUUACAAAUAUGUCCAUGUGAUAUUGAAGAGGAUUUCUAGAUGCAAGAAUAUUACUUUUCAUGGAAAUGUUUAUAAUGAAAUAAUGGAAAACUAAUGCAUUUUAAGACAACUGUUUUCAUAAUACUGCAUUAAGAUUUAUCAAAUCUGAAAAUAGACUUUCUAUAGCUAUGAUUUAUGCAUUGGUUUCAGAUAUUAACUCAGGCUCUAUCUGAUAUUCUCUUUAAGUUCAAGUUCAAGUUCGGUUUAUUCAUCACAUACAUAGUCAUACACAGUAUAACACGCAGUGAAAUGGUGGAGUAGUGAAGUGAAUUAAUGUAUUUUAAUUUAAUGAUUUCUUGUUAAUUUCCAACAAUAUACCUCAUCUCCUCACUAAUGCAUAUUUCAUGUGGCAGAUUUGGGUCUCCAUUUUGAUGUAAGACCUUUAAUAGGUUCUAAUCAUUAUACUAGUUUUUCCCUUGUCGGUGGUGGAGCAGAGGGUUCAGUAGAAUAUUCUCCACACAAAUUGUUAAUUACUCUCAUAUUUGAAUGCUGUGUUUCCACUAAACACAUGCUAAAGAUACAAAUUAAGUUACAAUGGUGGUAAUAUUCAAGAAGUGAUAUCAUAUGUUUCUAUAUAAUUAAUAAUGUCAGUAAUAAUUAUUCUGAUAUUUCACACUUUCAAAGAUUUUUGUGCAAUAAAAGAUCACAAGCUUCA
This is a messenger RNA of Electrophorus electricus (electric eel), 1788 nucleotides long. The record is from RefSeq and is a predicted model, not a curated record. NCBI's taxonomy places the organism in Eukaryota, Metazoa, Chordata, Actinopteri, Gymnotiformes, Gymnotidae.